UAAUAAGAUCCACAUAAAUAUCAAUAGUUUAUUACAUAAAUUAAUUAUAGCCAAGCUUACACUUUUGUUUUUCUAAACCGACUCAUAUGAAAGAUUUAAAACUGCCUAAGUUUUAUUCUAUAUCCAUCUGUAUAUGUAGCAGGGAUGCGACUCUUUUGAUCAAGUGUGAUUAACACCCCUGCAAACUCUAUAAAAAACUUAUAAUAAAUCUAACAUCACUCUAUUUUACCAUUAAUUAGGCUAUAUAAGUACUUGGUGUUACAAAUGUUCAACUAUUUAAUUUUUCGUUAAAAAAAUGACGUCGUCAAAUUGCAUAAGCGAUGUUAAAACUUUCUGUGGUAAACUACAUUUCCAUUUCGAUAAGAGUACGGGUUUUACUUCAAUAUAUCACAAACGUUUUUGACACUUAAAAUUAAAUCUUCUCGCAUUGCACUGAACGACCGGUUACUGCUAUAAAAUUAAUAUAUUAUAAAACGUGAUUGUAUAUCUAUGAACUAUUAUUAUUAUUGCUUUAUUUUAGUAUCAAAAGGACAUUAAGACAUAAAAUAUCUUAUAAAAAUUAUCUUUAUGUCAUUACAUUUGUAUGAUGGUAUGUAGUGCAAAUACGAUAAGAUCUUACGUUAUGCCCGGUAGGUACAAUUGAUUAAUCAUUUAUCAUAUUUUAUAAAAAUCUUGACUGUAUGGCAUUGUCUUACAAAUGACUAAAUGAGGCGUGUAUUUAUUGCUUCAGGCGAACAGAUUAUUAUGAUUAUAUACACCUUACACUCAUUUACGUAAAUACAAAGGCAAACAAGUUUUCAAAAUUGCAACGACAUACAGAGGCUUAUGAAUUUUAUAUUACAAUACAUGAAUUUUAUAUAAUAUUUUUAUUUGCCCCGUAUAUUUUUUUGUUUAAGGAUAUUUAUGUACUGUUUCUAUUCCAUUAAAUCGACAUGGACAUUAAAACAGUGCACUUUCUCUGUCGUUCAAGAGUAUAAAAAUGUUUUUAUACUAUCCAAUUUUUUAUGUCUAUAAAAUACUUUAGAAUAGAGAAUUAUAAAUAGCACUCUUAGUACUUUAUACAUAUAAAAUAUUCCAUGCAUUCUUAUCCCUACACAUUGCUUCGAUAAUUUUCAUAUUAAUUAAAAUAAAUGUUUCCCGUAUACUACAAAAUUAAGAAUGUUACGUUUUGUUUGUAGUAUAUUUAUGUCAAGUUAUUACUGAUUGAUGUAUGCACUUCGUUUGUAGGUAAAAUCGAGUUCAUUAAUAUAUGAGAAGACUGUAAACAACAAAAACAUCUUGGUAUUAAUACAUGCCAUAAAAUACUUAACAACUUUACCUUCAAUAUUUUUAAGCAAUCAGCGUUACCAUACACAUGUAACAGAUUCAAAAUUUUAUGCAAAGUGAAGAUAAUAAACAUCUAUUUAAGCAUUGACAAAUAGGUACUAACUUAAUACUGCGGUUCCACUCGGCGCUCAGAACAGGAGCUUUACUCUCUUUCUCCGAAACGAAAUUUCGGUAUUGAACAAAUUUUAAACGAAAUUUCACCAGUGACUCCUCUAUUUUCGAACACGCACAUAAGUUUCGGAAUCACAAAUCUCCACUUUUUAGAUUACGCUUUUAACUUGGUAACAAUAUUACUAUACGACAAAAUUUUUAAUGACAUUGAAAGAAAGAAGUCAAAUAAAGUUUCUUUGACAGUGUUUGCAGACUAAUUUGUAGACUUGAUACAAUCGGUUGUAUGUCAAUCUAAAUUUGUAGUUUAAUACUAUGAAGUAUUGGAUAUACAAUAAUUAAUAAAAAUUUGGUUUAUUUCUCAAUUUUGCAUGCUAAAAAUUGUUCCUCACGCUAAGCAGUCUUGAUUAAAAAUACUCUAGCAGUCAGUUUUAGUCUUAAUUAAAACAAAGAUCUCAAAACGAAAAUGAAAAGGUGACACUUUUCAUUUCGUCAUUUGAGGUUAAAGUUUCAAACAAUUAUCUAUCAAGUUCGACUUUUCGUUCGAAAGUUUUGGGAACUAGAGUAGGCUUGGUGAAUUUAAUUGUCAAACUAUUUUCGGACGAACGAAUUUUCGAAUCGAAAAAGAGUAAGAAACGUGCGAAAUUUUGUUGAAAUAGCCUCCUGUUCUAAACGAGCAAGCAUUUGUUUGCUCGGUAAGUGGAAACAUCAGGGCGAGCGAACGAGUUCGUUCAGCGGCGUUUGGCUGAACUAAGUGAACGAAUGCUUGCUCGCCUAAUCUUUUAAUGGAAACAACGCAACGGCAAACGAACACUUGUUCAGAGCAUUGGCUCGAAAUCAACUUCUAUGAUGAUCAUCAGUUUCUUGAGUGAUUGAGAGCGGAAACAUGUACCAAUUAUUUUCAGCGAAGUCUGACAAAUAGUAAACAUUUGCUGAACAAAAUGUAUGCUCGGUAGAUAAGUGGAAACGCAGCUUAUGACGUAAUAAAAUGAAAUGAACUACACAUGCUGAGCAACGGCAAGGCAAAUCAUCUAACGAAUUAGCAAUAUUAUUAAUUUUGCAAAGAUUUUUUUAUGUCUAAUGUGUAUGGGCCCUUUAUCGUUUACAGCAAUAUUUAAACCAUUGGCCCUGCCUAUAUAUUAAUGAACUCGACUGCACCUACAUUACAAAAGUAAAUUCUUAUUAACAUAAUCACAAUGGCAAACUGAUAUAACAUGUAAGUAAUUAUAAUAUUAAUUAUAUUACAUUAGGCAUAUCUAAAUCAGAGAUUAGCCCACAAGGAUUACUUAUAAUUAUGUUUUUUUUUUAUAUCUCAAAGCAUUAAUACAUGACUGAUAUCAUAAUUUUGUUUUUGGCGUCAUUACAAUAUUGAAUCUAAUCGAAACAAUGUUAAAGGACACAUUGAGUACAAUUCUAUUGCACAAACAUUAUAUGUAAAACAUGAAAGUAUGUAUAAGAAGGAAAGUCUCUUUCUAUUCCUCAGAAUAUAAAAGCGACAAAUGUCCAAUAGUAACAUUGACGGUAAAUUUGAACGUACUGCUUUUUUUCGGGCAAAUUAUGGCCAGUGCAAAUUAGCGGAUGGCAUAGUAGAGUAUUUCUUUUUUAAUUUUUAAUAUAAAUUUAUUUUACCCUGCUUUGACGUCCGCAUGUGAGCUGUAUAAUAUAAUAUAUAUCCUUUUUUUACCCUACUCCAUCAAAAUCUCGCAGUGAAAGCACAGUAUGUUACGUCCUAACACUUUGCGUAUUUGAUACUUCUUUGUUGAUAGCAACAUUUCAAACAAUUGUUACCUAUCGUCAAUUUCUAUGUGGACAGAACAAGAUGUACCAAUUACCAUUAAUACUGUUAUUAUAUAAUGAGUGUGCAGUAGAACAAAUCCCAAUAUAAUUUAACAAUUUGCAAUAUUUUUAUAAAUAGUGAAUUUUGGAUAUUGAUGUUGGUGUUUCGUUCAACGUUAUAAGGUACUAUGUGGUGUUGGAUUCACAGUGGUAUACUUGUCUGCUAUAAUUAAAAUAAACAGCACAAAUAUAAUCAAUUGUGUAAUUUGCUGAGCCAAAGAAAUUUUAUAAAGAAAGGACAAAAAUGGGUCUGUCGUCGGUGUUAUUCCGUCAUCUAUUUUUAUCACUAUUCAAAUAUAAAUAAAUCAGAGUUAAUCACCAUAAAACUAAACUUUUAUUUAUAUUUGACAGUUAACUAUUUAGGUGGAUAUUGAUUUCUUAGGAAGUAACCACAAUAAGGGCACAUAAAGGUCUGCACAUAUAUCGAAUGGGAAGCGGAUCGGGCACCGCACCGUCUAAAUCAAGCCGUUCAAUAUGUUUAGGGUCAAUUCACAUCGGAGUGGCAGCGGUCGGCUGACUGAAAGGUUCCGCGGAGUAGCGAAAGGCGCGCUGGCGAUAGUCUUUUCAGUGUGUAGAUAACACCGCUUCCAGUGAGAAAAUGCUCGCCGCGUCGCUGGUGGCCCGCUGCCAUUCCCGUGUGAAUUGACACUUUUCUUUGUUUGAAUUGAAAUUCCCUACUGUAAUAAACAUUUGUCAGCAUCCUUACGGUACUGUAUUGCCCCGAAGUCAGGUGGCGAACCACAACCAUGUAACUAGGUAAUUAGAUUGUGUCUUAAUUUUAAUGUAAAUUUUACUCAUUUAAACCUAUUUCUAUUGAUUUAAAUGACAACGUAUUUAUUUUAUCAUUCACAUUCUUUAAAUUUUAAUUCAACAAAGAGAUCGAGUGAUGUAAGUACAAGACACAAAAUGAGUUUAUACAAUGUUGGACGACGAUACCCUAACGCUAUACAUUAACAAUUAACUAUAUUCUAGUUAAGAAGGUAUGAUGUAGAUACAAGUAAAUGCAAUAAAUGCGGUAAAAUGGUUAAAUGUCACAUAUACAUAAUGACGUUUUGUGAUUCAUGAGUAUCAAAGUUACUUUAAUUUAAUGAUUGAACACAAUUUAUUCAAAAUAUACAUAGAUGUAACAAAGUAUUCGCAAAACUGGAAGACGUUUACGACCCACAUUAUCUAAUUUUUCAGCUCUUAACAAAUAUAGACAAUAUUUUCCCAAUAAUAUGGCAUCGAUUUAAGAAAUAUGUACCUAUUGCUUAUUAACUAUUUUUGUACAAUAGACCCAUUUCAGUAGCUUUAAAUGAAAUCCAACAAGAAACAAGAUCUACAAAGCAUUUUAGAGUGACUAGAUCAUCAAUAAAUCGAUUUCAUUCCAAUUACGCAAAAUGGAGAUUAUUUUGUUACUACUGUACUGGCUACAUACGCUUCUUAGGCUGACGUUUCAACUUUUAAGAAUCACAUUUAUUGCAUGUGCUUGUUGUUUUUGAAAAUAUCUAUCUUCACGGUGUCCCGUGUAGGGUUCACAAUUUGAAAUAUCAUACACAAAAUAAAAUUGUAUCAAUUUGUUUAGCCCUAAUAAAAUUUGCCAGCAGGUUAAUAUCUAUAGAGAAAAAAAUAUGAAAAUGUUUCCAUCCUAACCGGAAAAAUUACUCAUUACAUGCGUGGUAAACAUUUUAAACGUAAUGCACAUUACAUUUCAUAUUAAAAAUUGGGAAAUAUUAAAUAACUAAUUAUAUUAAAGAAAAUAUACAAAGCAGCUUCUUAAUCAUUAAUCGGACACAGGACUUCACAAACAACAUAAAGUUGGUAGAAAAUUUAAAAAGAUUAAUUAAACGGGGAUGAUUAAAAAUAAUCAGAAAAUAUUUAGCGAAAGCGAAGCGAAAAUAUGUGCAAUAACCAUACUACACAACAAUCGGUUGUUUAUACUACCAAUAUAACCUCAGAGUAAUUGGUAAAAUUAAGGGCUAUUCAGAUACCAAACCUGAGAGAAAAAUCUUGAAAAACCAGCUGUAAAAAUUCUUAAGUAAGGUAAUAAUUCGGCUGAGGAUGAGUGGAUAGUCCAAUUGAAAUAAAAUCGGACUUGGGUAAUUAUAUUUUUGGGCCAACGAAAACCUCGAAAAAGUUUAGUAUGCGAUUAUACUUCAAUUGCAUUUCCAAUUUAGGAUAAGUAGUUUUACAAUUCAAAACUGUGGUAUGUGGAAAAGAAUGGGUUGGCAGGAGUAGGGUAUAAUUCCACCGUACAUAAUCAAUAGCUGGCUGAAGCAAGAUUUAUGGACGAAGUCAUUACAAAUUUCAGCCUUUUCACUUCAUGAGUGAAUUUAAGUUAAAUAGCUAUUUUGAAAUGCUAAAAAUGAAAACGAUUUAUUAAACUAAAUACCAAAUUACUCAAAAAUUACAUGACAUCGUUGCAAUAAUAAAGAUAUUAAAGUUAUUGAAAAAGUAUGGAAAAUUUGACAAACAUCCAAUACAAAGACCCUGUGUAGUUUUAGUAAGAUGAAAAGAAUUUCGCAUUUAGCAAUAAUUAGUAGGUUUUUUUUAUUUUUAUUUUCAGUAAGUAUUUCAAAUGUUUUCAUUGAAGCAGAUUAUUUGAUUAAAUGUUAUGAUGAUCAGGAUAUUAUAUAAUAGUAUUUUCAAUAAGUUUUUAACAAACAACCAGUGUCUGCAGACAAUCAUAAGACCAAUUAAUGGUGUCCUAUUUAUUGGCAGACUUUUUGUGUGGCAUCUGCGUUUGCAUUACAAAAUUAAUACUAUCUGACAUGUGAGAUCACCAUUGAACGCAGAGCUGGAAUUCGCUAGCAGCAAUAAACAAUGCGGAGGAUUUAAAAUCGCAUAGCUUUUUGGUUACAUGUAAACUUCAUCCCAGCACAGCAAAACUUAGUUUUUGAAAGGUACACCACAAGACACGUAUAAUAGGCAAAGCACUUACUAUUACUAUAUUGGCAAUAUUUAUAUAUCAACUAGAUCUAACAAGUCAAUUGCGAGUAUAAAAAUAAAGAUAAAAGAUACAAAAUUGUUUUGAAUACAUGCGCACAAUAUAGGUAGUUUAAUAUAAAAAAUACAUGAAAUUAUAUUAUGAUUGUUGUAAUUUUUUUGUAUUGUAUCUAAUCAAAAUAUAACUAAUAUAUAAAGAAAUUUGUUUAAUUAUUUUUUUAUUCCACAUAGUUCUACAAUAAGUUCUAUAGUAAAACAGAAAGAUUAAAAAGUUCCCUUUGGUUCUACAGUCCACUUUGAAAGAAUUAUAUAGAACUUUAUAUGUAUCUAUUGAGUUCUACUAUUUAUAACGUUAUUAAAAUGGUUGAUAGUACUGGACGGAAUAUAAAUUCCAUAUUGUUCUAUUACACUAAAUCACAGAGCUAAACGGAUUUUAUUUCCACUUAGUCGUAUGACAAAAAAAUUACUUUUAAAUAGUAGAACUAAAUCAUACUAAGAUUAAAAAUGUGAAAGUUUGCAAGUAUUUAACUCAAUCACGCAAAAACUACUGAACAGAUUUGGAUGAAAUUUGUUACACAUAUAGUUUAUGGCAGCACCUAGUGGAUAAUAUAUUCUACUUAUGGGUGCCAGCUACUUUGUCCGCGUAAACCUUAGUUUUUUGUGAAUCCCACAGGAAUACCCUAAAUACACCACGCCACGUGUGAAAAGUCAAGUUGCCGCGGAGCUUAGUGAAAAAAUGCGAAAAAAAUACUUAUAGAAUGUAGUGUCGUUUUUUCGACAGGUAUCUAAUAAAGCCAUUGGGCAAAAAUGUAUGGACGCUGGACCCACGCCCGCCACGGCUUUAACUACAUUUGUUUAAAAGGCAUUAUAGUCAUGAUCAUCUGUGCUAGAGCGCAUCAAAUUCCAUCCCGGCGGUCUUUAGUUAUUUCAAGUUAAAUAGGUACAAGUACUAUUACGAACGAACAAUAAUGAAACAAGGGAAUUAAUUUAGUUAGUUCGACCCUACUAAACUGUUUUGAGGUGUCUCAGUAAGAGCAAGCGCAGGAUGGACGGCAGACUUUGUCGUAUAUCUGGUUGUAUAGUACGAUAUGGCAUAUUAUUAAGGUUACUAAGAAUAUAAAAUGAAGGUACUUACUAUAAAAUGAAUUAAUUUAGCUACUUAAAUAUGCCCAUUCUUUUGACUACCAGGAUAUUUUUUUAUUAUGUCAUAAUAAAAAAGGGUAGUUUUUUAUAGAUCUUUCUAUUCAUACUAAUAACAUUGUUGUCGGAGCUGGGUGUGUUUUGCCCACUGUCCUUUUUCUUAAUUCAACGCAUUGAAGCAAAUUUAGUUCUAAUACUUACUAGGAAAUGAUUUAAUAGAAAAUAGUUGUGAUAUUCAAAUACAUGGAAAUAAUUCAGCUGUCUCUUUUCUUCGCGGCCCGUACUUGCUAUAUUGCUAACAGCGCAUUCAGAAUUGCGCGUAUAAUCAAAGAACUAAGGUCUAUAUUCUUCCGCAUAUAGCAGUAAGACGUAAAAUUUUACGAGCUUGCAUUUCGAACUGUCAUAACUCUUUGACGCAUGCGUUUUAAUUAAGACCUUAAACAGUAUGCAUUAAAGAUGACUUUUUAUUUUUAAAUAAUCUCUAUAUGGAUUCUUACUACGCAAUGAUCUUACGGAGCUCCGUGGAUCGUCCAAUGUACCUUUUGGACAGGUUUCGGGCACGGUAUUGUUCGUGUUGGUGUAUCUAGGGUAUUUUAAUAUUGUUGAUAAACAUACAAACUUUCACUUUAAUUAUAUUAGUAGGAUAUAUGUAUUUCAAAGUGAACUAUAGAACCAAAGUGAACUUGUCUACCUUUCUGUUCUAUUAAUGAAAGUAAUUGUAAACAAGAUAAUGAAAUGAUGAGAUUGUGUGCCAUAAUUCAAAACAUGUUGCAAAUGUCUAUAUUAUGUUAUACUAAAUUAAUUGAUUCAGCCUUAUUUACAAUGCAGUGUAAAAAUUAUUAAAUACAUAUAACUAAACAUUAUAAUUUUAAAAUUUAUUAAGAACAAUACCUCAGCUUGAUCACAUUGGCAGUUAAAGUUACAUAAUUAAAUUACUAAAUAAGAAAUGGCAAAAUGUGAGUAUUUGACACUUUUUAUUUUACCACAGUAUAAACUUUUGGGUUCAAUCUCUCAAUAAUAUACAUAUAAAUUAUCCAUCAAAUUAGCUAACUACAUUUAUACUCUAUUUUUACAAUAUUAUGUAAAUAAAAUUAUAAUAUGUCUGAAACAUGACAAAUAAGCUCCCAUACAUAAUGAGAAAUUAUUAGUUCUUGUACUUCCUAUUUAAAAAUGUCGCUUAUUUCACAAUUUUGCUUAUGUCUAAUUAUCAAAGUAAUUAAGUACAAUUUUCUUUAAAAAUAAAAUAAUAAUAUUCAUUACAAAAUAAUCACAAAUAUAAACAUCAGUCUAGAUAAAUAGAUUUUAGUGUGUCUGGUGUAAUAAAUAAAACACAGUUUAUUCAUUAAAACUGACUUCACAUUAGGCAAAAAUAUUAUUAUUUUGAGUAGUAAAGUAAUGGCUUUCCUUCGUUGUAUAGAAGUAACAAGACGGUAUUAUAAAGCUAUUUAGAUUGGAAAUCAAUAAUUAUCAAAUUUAGGCCAGUUCUUCUUAUAUUGUAUGGUUUGUUCUGCAAUUGGGUUUAUGAAAACCAAACUUGUUAUUUAGUCUUUUAAAUACCAAUAAAUUUGAAACACAUUUUGUUUUAUUAAAUACCUACAUAAUUAUAAUAUCAAGUUCGAUAAAAAAAAUCACAGAAAAGUGUUGUGUCUAACGUAAUCACUAUUAGCACAUAAUUAAUUUGCACAUCAAAAUCCCAAUAACCCAAUAACAACACACAUUUCUAUAUUAAAAAUUGAAGAAACAAAUGCAUGUAAACAACACUUUUUUCGUAUAGUGAUAUACUUUGAAAAGUUGUACAUUAACACUAAGUCUUAUUCUAUGACAUAUGCUUUUAGAAAAAUAUACAGAAUGCAUUUAGUGAAAAUUUAUUUUCCAAAGAUAUUAUAAUAAACAACUGUCCACUCUAGCUGCUAAUCAUAAAGGUCAUGGUCCUGAUCACAUAGUUUAUUUUAUUCAUGAAAUGUGGUUCAGUUAUCUUUGUCUCUUGUCCCUCAAACCUUCAAACUGCACAUCCUAUAUGUUCAAACAAGAAAACCAUAAGGUCCACUUACGCGAAUCUGAGCGCGCAUACUUUGAACACUAUUCAUAAUUUUCUUCUGGUGGCCGACAAGAGUGACGCCGAGGGAUGCCAAUUGGUGGACUGUUAAAUCAACAACAGCCUCCAUAUCUGUGAUUCCAGCAGCACGAAAUUUUUCGAUGUAUCGUGACAUUUUAAUACACUCCAACCAUUCUUCGACAGAUGAGAACUGGUUAACGUCUGGUGUAUCUCCUGCUAGAGGAUCUGCUGAGCGGUUUUGAGCUAUUUUCCUCAAAGUAUCUGGGCAACGAAUAAGUUUGUCCAAUGUUUUCACAAUACUUGAGAAAGUUGGUCGAUGUGUACGCUCUUUUUGCCAGCAAUCAAGCAUUAGCUGAUAUACAGCUUCUGGACAAUCCAUCGGUGCAGGAAGACGAUAUCCUUUUUCUAUUGACUUGAUUACAUCCUGAUUACUCCAAUUCCAAUAGGGACGUUCACCAAAGCUCAUAACUUCCCAACAUACAAUACCCAUGGACCAUACAUCACUAGCUGAUGUAAAUUUUCUAAAUGCAAUAGCUUCUGGUGCUGUCCACCGUACUGGAAUUUUACCACCUCGAGUGGUGUAAGCUCCAUCAGCUGUAGAUUCAAUUUCACGGGAUAAUCCAAAAUCAGCAAUUUUACAAACUAGUUGGGAAUUAACUAGGACAUUACGUGCAGCAAGGUCUCUAUGAAUAUAAUUCAUUUCAGAUAGAUAUUGCAUUCCAGUUGCUAUUCCACGUAGCAUUCCCACAAGCUGUAAAACACGGAACUUGCCAUCAUUUGCUCUCAAAAAUGUGUCCAAUGAACCAUUUUCCAUAAAUUCUGUGAUAAUCAUGAUGGGAUUACAUUUCGUAACAACACCUUGCAAGAAAAUCACAUUAGGGUGUUCAAACUGUCCCAUGAUAGAAGCUUCAGCCAAGAAGUCUCUUCUAGCUCUCUCGGUUGACCCUGGUUUGAGAGUUUUAAUAGCUACAUCUAUUUCUUGUCCACAACUUGCAGGUAGUUUAAGUUUACCACGACAAACAUCACCAAAUUCACCACCACCAAUUAUGGCCUCAAUGGUUAUACAAGAUGCAUCAAUUUCACGUGCAAAUUCUCUCACAGCUUGGUUGGGAUCUUCAUAGGUGUGGGGGUCAAUAUAUGUCCUAGAACCAGUACCAGCAAACAAGGGUGUGGUAGCAUUACUACUAGUUUUUGCUGGCCUUUCUGGGCCAGUGUAGACUUCACCAUUACGAUAAUUUAAUGCAUUACAGUCAUUUGGCUGCUUCUUAUCACAUUCAUCAUCAGCACGUGAUCUCAAAAAUAGCACUGUGGCAAUAAUAGCAACCACAGAAAGUACAACAACUGCCACCAUGACCCCAGCAACCAGUCUCACUUGUGCACCUUCUUCUUCACCAACAAAUGUUGUCUCUAAAACAGAUCCUGUAUGUGCAUAGAUUAUUCCACUGAAUUCACCCCAUCCUCUUUUCAUUUUUGCUCUAACUCUAAUACCAUAUUCAGUGUCACUUUUUAAACCAGUUAUAGUUAAAUGAGGUUCCUUGGUGAUCUUUAAUGUUGCAUUUCCACUUUUUUCUAUAUUAUCUUUUGGAAAACAUUUUACUUCAUAACUUUCUAUAGUAUCAUCAGGAUCAGUCAAAUCAAUUGGAGGUGGAUUCCAUGCUACUGUUAGUUUGUCACUUUCAACACUGAGAACUCUCAACUUUGAUACCACACUGACGACUGAAGCCUCGGUAACAGCUGUUAUUUCAACCUUCUUUGCUGGUUCACCUGUUAAUUCAGUAACACCAUUUUCAGCUAAUAUUUGAAAUUUAUAUUCUGUCACUGGAUCUAGACCUAUAAUAGUUACUCUAGUAGCAUUUAAACCACUAGCAGCAGGUCUAUACUCAACACUAGGGCCACAAUUUGAGCAAUGUAUACGAUAUGUGACAUCAUUUCGCCCACCAUUUUUAUGUGGUGGCUGCCAUGCAAGGGCUAUUGAAAACUGAUCUGCAAAUGUAACAGUUAAAUUGUCUGGUGCAGAUGGUGGUUGUGUGCAUGGUAUGUUUUUGGGAUCUUUUUUAGCUCUGAAGAAUCCUGGUAUACAUUUACACUCACUUGCUGCAAAAAUCGUUGAUUCAGAGAAAUCAGGGCAAGCAAUACAGGGAUCAUCUCCAGUAUGAGAUUUAAACUUCCCUGGUUGACACUUAUUGCAUACUUGAUUAUGGUGAUCAGGCUCAAAACCUGCACGACAUUUGCAUGAUCCACUAGGCAGAGUCCAUUUACCAUCUCCUUUACAAAGGUAUACAGGAGCUGCUUCACCAGGGGCAAUCUCUGCAUUCUCCACACAAGUACCAUUGGCUUGCUCAAUUACUGUGACUUCCCUCCCUGUUGGUGUUGCUUGGAAUCUAGCAAAGUUGACCGUUACUUCUGGACAUGUAAUAUAAUAAACUUUCACAGCCAAGAUUGAAAUGCAUGCACCUUGAUCUCGGAAGGCAAAGUAAACUCCUCUUUUAGUCACAGCAAUACUUUUAACUUCAGUAUUUAUGUCCACUUCUGAGUUGGUAUUGAAUCUGCCUUCACCUGCAGCUAUUCUGCCAACAAGUUUGUAACUAUCAGGUUCCCAAGGGGGCUGUUCCCUUGUGGCGACAUCAAACUCAUAGUACAGUAGACUGAAAGUCUCUUUGCAGCUUAGUGCAUUGCCAGGAAACAACGAACAAUCACGAAUUGUAAACUUAAUCUCAAUAUAUAUGCGAUUGGCAUUUCGCCUUUCUAUGAAAGGUGUCCACAGCCAAUUAUUGACAUUAUGAUGAGCAACAUCACAUACCACGUACGACCGCCAGUUGAUCUGUUUCUCAAAAUUUGUGUAGGAUUCUUCAAGCCACCCAGGCGUGCUAGCCUGCGGUCCGUACGGAAACCUCGUCCAUCCGAGAGUCGCCUCUGUGGUGGUGUCUAAAAGAAGCACCUGUUCUCCACAUACACUAAGCGCUGUCAGGGCCGCGGCCGCCACCACCGCAAAAACCCACAUCAUCUCGUCCACAUAAUAUAACACACGAUGACCCAAUCACAAAGUUCAAUACGCAAUAAAUAACACAAAAGUACUCUUACUACAUAAUGCACUCCUUACUUUUUUACUAAAUGUUCUCUAUUAACAAUUCACUUUGUUACGAAUAAAGGGCAGUCGUCCCGUCAUUUCACUUCACUGGUGAGAAAUUAAUGGAGGCCGAGGUCUUGUUUAUCAAUCAUGUUACUGUGUUUACAACAAAGACACUUGAAUUUCGUGUUGAUAACAUUAAUCAGUUCAACGGAAACAAUUUAAAGCAGUUCUAAGUAGAGAUUCGCAUUGAUAUUGAUCCCGUAUUACACAAAUGAAAAUCUCUUGACAUGGACGCGCAGCAAAUUACACAGUGCUGCCACAUUUUACCUUUCUUUCCAGUUUCCUCCUCUUUUUUAACGUUGUCCCUUUUUAGGCAAGGCAAAGGGAGCAAUGCCCCAGCCUAGUCUUCAGAUUUCUUCGGUCUUUUUUUGAUGUGUAACAUCUUUCCUCUCGCUUUCCCUGCAAUUUGUGGGAGUGAUUUCGUGAGCUGGGACGGAAGUGUGUAAUAGGAACACGAGAAAGCGCGCGUUAUUUGAUUUGAUUUUAGAACAUAAUGUUCAAAUGGCUUAUUCCUUUUGUAGUAGGUUUUAUUUCUUUUUUUACUUAUAUAAGGUGAGAUUUCAAAUGUUACACAUCAUAAGCGGCUACUGUAAGGCUCGCUCGUUUUUUUACAUUACAAUGUGGAUGUGAUACAUUCUAAUGUUUCUUGGUGUUUGGCACGAAUUGUAUCGAGUCAACUACAGUUUGUCUAUAGAGUCGUGACAUGAAUGUUUGAGGAACUAACAUUAAUCAUGUGUCUGGCAACACCAAACUUAUGUACAUCAGCUGUCAUCGAGUUUCAGUUGUGGAACAGUUUUCCUUUUGUAUUUUUUAUUGUUUCGAUUAAACUGUAUUAAAUUAAGACGAAACUACGCAGAAAGGUAUAAAAAUGAGUAAAGUAAAUUGGAGUGGCACGCGGGAAGUGAUUUUUAAGGUUUUCCAGCGAUGUUUCGAAGACUACCAAGCUGGACGAAUUUUAUGGGAUUUGGAUGAUGUUUAUGGGCGAACAGCAUCUAUAACGGAAAUUCAUAAUAAUGUUAGGUUAUUCCAAUGCCGGUGUUCCAGAUAAGUCUUGGCAACCGCCUGUUGCAGUAAUCGAAACUACGAUGGGUGCGAUGGUUGUAGAAAUGUAUUGGAAACACACUCCUAUAACAUGCAGAAAUUUUAUGGAACUUGUUCGAAGAGGAUAUUACAAUAACACUAAAUUUCACAGGGUAAUAAGAGACUUUAUGAUUCAAGGUGGUGAUCCUACAGGAACAGGGAAAGGUGGGCAGUCAAUAUAUGGGCCACAAUUUGAUGAUGAAAUUACUAGUGAUUUAAAACACACAGGUGCAGGCAUUUUGUCUAUGGCUAAUGCAGGACCAGACACUAAUGGAUCUCAGUUUUUUAUCACAUUAGCACCAACUCAGUGGCUUGAUGGAAAACACACUAUAUUUGGACGGGUGCAAAGUGGCAUGUCUGUUGUUAAAAGAAUAGGGUUAAUUGAAUGUGAUAAGAAUGAUUGUCCUGUUGAUGAUAUUCGCAUUGAAAGAGCGUACGUCCCUAAAUAAUUAUGUUCAUAAUGUCUUAAAUAAAAAAACACCAUCUCAAUACA
Chilo suppressalis (striped riceborer) is the source of this 14094-nucleotide messenger RNA. Lineage: Eukaryota; Metazoa; Arthropoda; Insecta; Lepidoptera; Crambidae. The record is from the annotation of a GenBank genome assembly.